CCGUCAUCUGCCUUCAGUGCUGAGGCCUGUGCUCAUCUGACGGGAGACGGACGGCAGAAAACGCAGGGAAGAGGUUUAUUUCUCUGCAGAUUUUUCAGAGUCACAGGAGACUCAUCUGUUCGUUCUGUUCCUCCAGUCGACAUGAAGGCAGCAGCGCCCCUGCUGGCUCUCCUGCUCCUGCUGGACGCCACCCUCGCUGCAGAGCAAACCACAUUUUCACAGAACAAAUACAUGUCCACAGAGUCCUGUCGGGGUCAGUGCGGGUCCUUCGAUCCACAGAGAACUUGUCAGUGCGACUCCCUGUGUUAUUUCUAUUCGAGCUGCUGCCCAGACUAUGACACGGCCUGCCCCAAAAAGACUCGUGGCGAUACAUUCGCGACAGAAGACGACCUCAUCAUAACAACCACGCCUCCGACCACGACCGCCGCUCCGGCUGCAGCCGAGGCCUUGUCUUCUCUGACCGCCAACAUCACGGACGCACCUGUGGAUCCGGACGCAGCGCCCUGCAGUGGUCGUCCUUUUGAUGCCUUUCUGCAACUGAAAAACGGAUCCAUCUACGCAUUCAGAGGUAGAUAUUUUUUCGAGUUGGACGACAAGGCCGUACUUCCCGGUUACCCCAAACUGAUCCAGGACGUGUGGGGGAUGGACGGCCCCAUCGAUGCUGCCUUCACACGCAUCAACUGCCAGGGAAAAAGCUACAUCUUUAAGGGGAAGAAGUACUGGAGGUUUGAUGGAGACGUCCUGGACGAGGACUUUCCACGGGACAUUUCCACCGGCUUUGACACCAUAGCGAACGACGUCGAUGCUGCGUUCGCUGUGCCGGCACCGAGCUACCGAGGCCAAGAGAAGGCCUACUUCUUCAAAGGGGACAGAUAUUAUGAGUAUGAGUUCAAGCAGCAGCCUUCACAUGAGGAGUGUGUCCAGAUGAGCAGGUCGUCUCCAUCUGUGCUGUUUACUCAGUACACUGACCUCUUCUGUGACCAGACGUGGGGGGACAUGUUGGCUGAGUUCUUUGGAGGCAUAUUCAGCGAUCACCAAACCGGCCCUCGGUUGAUCAGCAGGGACUGGCGUGGCUUCAGGCCGCCUGUAGAUGCUGCGUUGGUGGGACGCGUCUCCAUCAGCUCCAGUCCGACGCCCACGUCUCCUCCGAUACCCAAGAAACGCAGCGGCUGGAGAAACAAGAAGGUCAACAAGAGACGUGGUGGACGCAGACGUCAGAGUCGCCACGUGUUGUUUGACGACUUCUGGGGUUUGUACGACGACUGGAUGGACUACGACUACGGGGACAUCUUCGCUGAGAGCGCCCCCCAGGAGGAACAGAAGGGCACUCCUGUUCAAAACAUUUACUUUUUCAAAGGAGACAAAUACUACAGAAUGAACCUACAGACAAAACGCGUGGACUCUGCCAGCCCUCCUUACCCACGUUCCAUUGCAAAAUUUUGGCUAGGCUGCACGGAUGAAGAGACAACAACAGCUGAAUCAAGGGCAGAGAACAAGAAAUAGAGUUUUGUUUUUGUUUUUUUUUAAAUAGAUAAAACCAUUCAAUAACAAAACCAUCCACUAGGAGGGAAACCUGAAUGUUGCAGAAAUCCUUUGCAUUUGACUAAACCUUAACAUGUGGACAUUGUCGUGGUCACUAAGUUAAAUUAAUCACUUUGGUGAAGUAGUCAGUGUACGGACCUGUGUUCUAGAACUCCAAAAAAAAAA
This is a messenger RNA of Cynoglossus semilaevis (tongue sole), 1707 nucleotides long. It is a transcript of the gene vtnb, whose product is annotated as vitronectin b. The record is from RefSeq and is a predicted model, not a curated record. Bases 142 to 1503 code for a protein of 453 amino acids. Gene Ontology annotation, molecular function: scavenger receptor activity; extracellular matrix binding; polysaccharide binding. NCBI's taxonomy places the organism in Eukaryota, Metazoa, Chordata, Actinopteri, Pleuronectiformes, Cynoglossidae. Gene Ontology annotation, biological process: cell-matrix adhesion; immune response; cell adhesion mediated by integrin. The transcript has 8 exons.